Messenger RNA from Ogataea philodendri, 1977 nucleotides. RefSeq lists its product as uncharacterized. NCBI's taxonomy places the organism in Eukaryota, Fungi, Ascomycota, Pichiomycetes, Pichiales, Pichiaceae. Gene Ontology annotation, biological process: protein monoubiquitination; protein polyubiquitination. Gene Ontology annotation, molecular function: ubiquitin-ubiquitin ligase activity. The record is from RefSeq and is a predicted model, not a curated record. Gene Ontology annotation, cellular component: ubiquitin ligase complex. Bases 1 to 1977 code for a protein of 658 amino acids. The transcript has a single exon.
AUGGAAAACGAUAACGAGAACGAUUUCUACGAGGACGUGCUUCCGUCCUUUGAGAUGCACAACUUCAUGUUUAAUCGGAGUAUCUAUGAUACCGAGGAUAUCAGACAGUCCAGUCUGCCCCAGUAUGAUGAACUCCGAUCCUGUCCUAAUGCUCAAGCUGCAGCCACAACGGAGGAGCAGUUUUCGCCUCUUGAGAGGCCCGAACUUCUUGUGUUGAACAACUUGGAGUCAUUGCAAACCAUCAGUUUGCCGCUGAAGGUUUCCAUCACAAUGACCAAAAAAUUCCCGGUGUUCGGUCAACCGUACGAGGAGGAAUCGCCAUUGCGGUGUUUCCAGCCAGGUGAGAUGGUUAUGGGCUGGGUCUCUGUCGAGAAUACCAGUCAGGAACCAAUUCCUUUCGAAAUGUUCCUUGUUUCAUUAGAAGGUAACAUAACGGUUCCCAUCUCUGGAGAUCGCACCAGUGCCAAAUUACACCAACGUACAUUUUUGAGGACCUAUGAUAUCAGCGCCUGUUAUCAUCAUGGGAGUAUCAAUCCUACCCCUUUUGUGAUAAGCAGAUGCAUGAUGGUCGACCCUUUUGACCAUGCCAAUUUUGGGUUCCCGCCUGACCAGAUGCUGCUACCAGGAGUGACACACAAAAAGUUCUUUGCCUUCAGGCUACCGAAUCAUGUGCUGGACACUGCGUGUGACCACGAACUUGUGGAACAUCUUUAUUGUCCACCCACUUACGGAGUGGAUCCGGUGGCUCACGGUGGCAAAGCCCUGGAACUUAGGGUGAACGAAGCGCUUGGCUACGGCAGACUGGAUGCAAAAGGGUCUCCGAUAGUUACGAACGACUCCAACGACAGAGGUCAGUCUGUGUCGUACUCAAUCAACCUUCGUAUACUAGGAAGACCUCUGGACUCUUACAAGAAGUUCUAUAAGCAGGACACGACUCAUGACUACAAAUUCAUCGUGCUUAAGGACAUGUCUCACCAGUUCCGGUUCACAAACCGGGAAAUCCCCGAAGUUUACGAUAUCUCCAGCCUUCAAUCUCAGGUAGAGAAGGUGGAGAGCGAGAUUAACGAUUUAAUGGCCAAAUUGGAAGAACGGGGCAGACUAAUUGAGAUCGGAGUUACUGAUCCAAAAGAAUUGGACAGAAUCAUUGCAGACAAAUAUGACGCGAAAAAGACCAUCGAGCCCGCUAUAAACCAGCCUCUUCCACCUCCAUCGGCAGCUCACAAGGUGAAGCUUGGCAAACGGUUCCUAAAGUCGGAUGCAGACUUCGAGGUGCUUAUUGGCAGCGACCCAACCACCACCGUGUCUUCGUUCGGGCCUGAACCACUCGAACGGAUAGCUCUUCUGCACUCAAAAUCCAGCACAAGUUCCAAGGCCAGUGUUUCGUCGAGACAAGUGUCCCGCAAUUCUUCGCUUUUCGAUGCUACCAGUGACCCUACGCUACCAACAGAGGUCGAUUCUGAGCUCCACAAUUUGAGUAUCAGCUUGAGAACAAGCGAGGGCUAUCUCCCUCAUAAUGUGUCCGUCAAGUUGACUUUGAAAGUUAUUAAUAUCCAUUCCAGCUACGCAAUCCCGCUGGUCUUUAAUCAGAAUGUUCCUGGCGACUUCUACUCGCCGCAGGCGUUCCUAAAAAUGAACAGGAAAUUUGAGCACUAUUUACAGCAGCUACGCGACCUUGCUUCCAAGACCGAUCAACGUGUUCCCAAGCGUCUUUACGAGAACCUUCUUUGUCUCAAUGGACUUAGAUACAGAGAAAAGAACUACGAGUUUUUCGAAAAACAGCAGAUCCAGCUCGAAUGGAACAAGACCGACUCUGGACAUGAAGCCAUUGCUCAGAUCCCAGUCCUUUUCAGUAAGGACAAGGUGAGAACUUACAAUUUGCUUCCAAGCUUCCAGAACUGCUAUCUCGUGAGACAGUACAUGAUUGGAGUGAAAAUCGGCAACAACGAAACAAUUAAUGUUCCAAUCAGAGUGACAUGA